Echinococcus granulosus is the source of this 567-nucleotide messenger RNA. Its product is annotated as Ras-related protein ced-10. Lineage: Eukaryota; Metazoa; Platyhelminthes; Cestoda; Cyclophyllidea; Taeniidae. The record is from RefSeq and is a predicted model, not a curated record. The transcript has 3 exons. Gene Ontology annotation, biological process: small GTPase-mediated signal transduction. Gene Ontology annotation, molecular function: GTP binding; GTPase activity. Bases 1 to 567 code for a protein of 188 amino acids.
AUGACUGAGAAAGUUGUAAAGUGUGUUGUCGUAGGAGACGGAAUGGUGGGUAAGACCUGCCUCAUCCUCCGCUACAUCCUUGACGAUCUAAGCAGUAUGGAUGUCUAUAUACCAACUAUUGCGGACACCUACACCUCCAAACUGAAGGCUGGGAAUACCUCCGUUGUAUUCAAUCUCUUGGACACAGCUGGUCAACAGGAGUAUGCGCGAUUACGACAACUGUCCUAUCCCCAAACUGACAUCUUUAUUGUCUGCUUUGCCGUGAAUGACACCGAUUCCUAUCAAAAUGCACGAGAAUUGUGGAUUCCAGAGGUCCGACACUUCUGCCCAAAUGCGUUGAUUCUUCUGGCAGGGACUAAAACGGAUAAAAGAGGUGCCGAUGGACAGGAGCAGCCAAUUAUCUCCACAUCUAAGGGGCAUCGACUGGCGAGUCGUAUAAAAGUUGCUGGUUACGUUGAAUGCUCAGCAAUCACAGGCGAGGGAGUAAAAACCGUUUUCGAUACAGCUAUCAGACUGACUUUGACCCGCAAAAUUCAUCCCAAAAGGCGCGCCUGCUCCAUUAUGUAA